AUGUUGUUCACGCGACUGCUCGUUGCGAUCAGUUCACUCCACUUGAGUUUCGGGCCACGAUCAUCUGAUUUAGAUUUUCUCGAAGUCUUUGCAGGUGAACAUGUUCUCUUCUCUGCGGCCAAGUUGUAUGGCCUCCGUGCCCAUGGCAUCGACGUAACCUACUCGAGGAAGCUUGAUCUGCUGACUGCUUUCGGCUUCUUAUUCUGCCUGCACAGUUCCUUCUUGAAGCUGGAUAUCAGCCGUGGCUAUACCGAUGCCCAGGGUCGCAACAAACGGGUUGGUGGCAGGGAUCUUACAGCCUCUGGUGUUUACCCAGGGAUGAUGGCCCUAAAAGUUGCCGAGCUUCUACAGAAUCACUUGGCAAAUGCACCAACUUCGUACGCUGUAGAUGAAAUGGACAUGGAGCUAUGUGAUACCGUGGAUGAUGAGUCGGAUUCCGGCCUCGAGGACUUGGUCGGUGCUGAUCGGAUCACCAGUGCAGGGCAGAGUUCGUAG
Molecule: messenger RNA, 495 nt
Organism: Symbiodinium sp. CCMP2456
Lineage: Eukaryota; Dinophyceae; Suessiales; Symbiodiniaceae
Source: the annotation of a GenBank genome assembly